Molecule: messenger RNA, 1277 nt
Organism: Neocloeon triangulifer
Lineage: Eukaryota; Metazoa; Arthropoda; Insecta; Ephemeroptera; Baetidae
Gene: Vps28
Product: vacuolar protein sorting-associated protein 28 homolog
Exons: 5
Coding region: 222-884 (220 amino acids)
Biological process (GO): protein transport to vacuole involved in ubiquitin-dependent protein catabolic process via the multivesicular body sorting pathway
Cellular component (GO): ESCRT I complex
Molecular function (GO): protein-containing complex binding
Source: RefSeq, a predicted model, not a curated record
UGGAUUAGAAGUCAUGGGUGUGUUGUGUGGUGGAUUAGUCAUAAACAUUCGCGAAAAAUUUGAGAUUAUUGUUUAUCAAAAUUAACAAAUUUGUCAUUUCCUGAAUAUUUUGCUGUGUCUCAUUGUCCAAUUAGACAAUAAGAAAUAAGAUAUUUUCUAUAUAUUGCCUACCUCUAGAGACAGGCGACAGGCUCGUAAAUCUCUUUUGAGGAAUUAGAAAAAUGUCAUUUUCCAGCGGAGGAUCUUCCGUCAAAGAUGCCAGCAGACCUGAACUUUACGAAGAAGUGAAGCUAUACAGGAAUGUCAGAGAGCGAGAAAAGUACGAUAACUUGGGAGAUUUGUUCGCUGUGAUCAAUACCCUGCAGCACUUAGAAAAAGCGUACAUAAGAGACUGUGUCACGCCCAAAGAAUACACAGCAGCCUGUUCGAGAUUGCUUGUGCAGUACAAGGCAGCAUUCAAUCUUGUGCAUGGAGACGAGUUCCCUACCAUAGAGGCUUUUGUCAAGAAAUUUAGGCUGGACUGCCCUGCAGCUUUAGAAAGGAUCAAGGAAGACAGGCCAAUCACAAUCAAGGAUGAUAAGGGAAAUACAAGUAAAUGCAUUGCAGACAUUGUUUCGCUUUUCAUCACAAUCAUGGACAAGCUGAGACUUGAAAUUAAAGCCAUGGACGAAUUGCAACCUGAUUUGAGGGACCUCCAUGAUACCAUGAACCGUCUGAGCUUACUCCCGUCAGAUUUUGAAGGCAAACAAAAAGUUGCUGAAUGGUUGACCACACUUUCAACAAUGGGGGCGUCUGACGAGCUGUCCGAACAGCAGUCCAGACAGUUCAUCUUCGACCUCGAGUCAAGCUACAAUGCUUUCAACAAAAUUUUACACCAAGGCUAGAGAAUACAGAACACUUUAUUUAAAUUUCUAUUCCUUUCUCCAUGUUAUCAUAUUUUAUCAAAGAUACUGGGUUAUUUUUAAUAAUUUGGCUAAGCAAAUUUCUGGUUUAUCGUUAAGUCUCAUUACUCAUUAUAAUUCUUUUAUCAUUUGCAAAGAUCAUAAAUUUAGUGUGAUUUUUUUUUAAUGCUGUUGAUUAUAUUUAAAUAUAAAAACUGAAAAUUGGAUUUAAUAAUUCCCUUAUUUUAUUUACCUUUCUUGGAAAGCUUAAAACUCUUGAUUUAUGUUAUCAAUUUUCUGCUAAAAGUGAAUUGUAUUAUAUGAUUAUUUUUGUCAUCUUGCUAUGUUCUCACAAUAAAUUUGUUUCAAAUAAUUCAAUAUUACUCAACUUUCAAG